UCUACGUAUGCAUUUAAACUUUACAUACAGUAGUGAACAUGCUCUAGCCAUGUUUUAACAUGUGAUUUGGUUGAAAACUGAAGUCGGUGGACCACAGCUGCUGGUAUCGACUCGACAGCGCUCUCCGUCCUGAAAAUGGAACCAUCGCCAAAUGCUCCGAGCUCCGGGAGGAAAAGAAAGAACCUUUCUUCUACAGGUCUCGGAAAAAGCAAAAGGUUAAAAACAGAGAAACAGGAAGUUGAGGCUGUCGAGUGUGAGCGUCCGAGCUCGUCACCGAAGGUCUCUGUGUUGUUCGAUUGCCUCAAACAACCAAUUACAUUGAAAGAGCUGACGUCACUGCUGCAUUAUGUUGCCCUGGGCAAAGGUGGAGGAAUCAAAAAGCCCAGUUGGUGUGGUGUCCAGCAGAGGAGGAGAAUAUCAGGUGUGAAUGUUGUCGUUGUGGAGGGUCUGACCCAGAGUCACUUUUACAAACACUACGUAACCCUGAAACACCUGAGGACAAACUACACUUCUAGAAUCACCUUCAUGCCGUCAUCACAAAACAUUGCUUCAGAAGUGUUCAGCAGUGAAGUUCCCAGAUGUGAAGAUCCAUCGGUUCUUCAGAACCCUGCUUUGAGGAGUCAUCCGGUCAUAAUGAAAUUUGGCAGUGAGAGGAGAGGACUCACAGCCUACGUCCUCACACAGGAGGACAUGAUCAAGUAUCACUAUCCAGUCAAAGGUCCACAUGUUUCAUUUGAGGAAUUUGUUUGUACGGAGAGCAGCGACCGCGUGACAGACCGCAGCCCUCUGUUUGGACUCGACUGUGAAAUGUGUGUGACGAUAAAGGGAAACGAGCUGACUCGUGUUUCUGUGGUGGACGCUGAUGGAACAUGUGUGUUGGACGAACUGGUGAAACCUGCGAACCGCAUCAUCAACUACUGCACCAGAUACUCCGGCAUCACGGCAGCGAUGCUGCGACCCGUCACGACGACCCUGCGCAACGUUCAGCACAAACUCAAGGCCUUGUUGCCACGUGACGCCGUUCUAGUCGGGCACUCGCUGAACUCUGACCUCGUGGCACUGAAGCUCAUCCACAGACACGUCAUCGACACCUCUCUGUUGUACAGACGGGAGUUUGGACAGAGGUUUAAACUUAAGGUCCUGGCCCAGGUAGUUCUGAAAAAACACAUUCAAACCAAGAAAAUGUUGGGACACGACUCCAUUGAAGACGCUGCAGCAGCGCUGGAAGUGGCUCAGUACUUUAUUAACACAGGACCUCGUCAGGUUGUUGAGCGACACCUGGAGCAGCUGUGGGGGGAGGAGAUCACCGACACCCCCACACGGCAACCUCAGAGUCUCAGAUUUGCAGACGUUUUACAGACACGUCAACAGUCGGUGGCGUAUUUUGGGAAGCGUUGUGAGGUGGCCCUGGAGCUGUCCAAUCAGCAGUGGCACAACUCUGACAAAGAGGUGUUGGCGUCGUUCAGGAAAACAACCCACAAUCCAUUUCUGUCCGUGCUGCGGUUCUCUUCCUUUUCAGACCAUAUUCAACAAUGUGACGCUCCUCAGGAGCAGCUCCACCACAGGAUGUGUGCAGACCUGGGGCAGAUGUGUGUGGUGUUUGCCGGGCCAUUCCCUGAAGGUUUCUCCGAGACAGAAGUGAAACGACUUUUUCUCAGCUGCGGACCAGUUCGAAAAAUAAAGAUGCUGAAGAGAACAGUCAGGCUCCAUGCACAGGUAGAGUUCCAGCUCUUGGAGGGAGCAGUGCUGGCCUUGAAGACAUUGGAUGGACUGAUUUUGCACGGACAAGUCCUUAAAGUCCAGAGGCCAGUGAACAGCUCAGUGCUGGACCUGGACCUCACUCUUGAUGCUUUGAUGGAUGACGCACUCAGCAGCCGCUCCAUCUACGCUGUCAGAUCAAAGCACAGAGUAGCCGUGGGCGGGAACGCCUCGGCAAAGGUCAAUGGUCACACGCCAGGUGUUGGGGUUCCUGGUGCACUUUCUAAGAAAACAACAAACGGGCUUCCUCCAUCUGGAGGAAACGUCACGACCGUGCGCCUGUCCAAAGAGGAAGCCAUCAGAGAAACCUUUGGUCAACUAGGGGCCGUAGAGAGAAUCUCACUUCUGGCCAAACCGUCAACACACGCCUGGAUCAAAUUCAAGAGUUGCGACGAUAAACCAACAGCCCUCGCUGAAGACCACAGGAUAGGCCACUACAACAUCUGUCCAUGUCUGACUCCGCCUCACUUACGUUCAUGGACCGCCUCAGCAGAGACGACGGCGGCCGCUGAAGAGCACGACAGUGAGAACAACAUCAAUCAUCAGGGUCAGGAAAUGGAGCUCAUGAUGAGAAAGUUGGACCGCUACCUGGGGAAGCUCUUCAGAUCUGUCCCAGACUGCACCCUGCUGGUGGUUCUGUUCCCUGGAUAUAACGGUUGUCAGGAGCAGCUUCCUGGCCUGUGCUUCUUGGAGGUGAAGUCAGGGUCUGGAGAAGAACAGUGAUACGACAGCAGCUCAUCAUGUCCACUGACGCUGCAGUCUUCCAGGAUUAUCACGGUUGAACGUCAUCAGCAGCUGCCGCUCACGUGUUUGGAAUAAACUUUUUCAGUCAA
This is a messenger RNA of Cynoglossus semilaevis (tongue sole), 2591 nucleotides long. RefSeq names its product RNA exonuclease 5 (gene rexo5). Gene Ontology annotation, molecular function: exonuclease activity; RNA binding. NCBI's taxonomy places the organism in Eukaryota, Metazoa, Chordata, Actinopteri, Pleuronectiformes, Cynoglossidae. Gene Ontology annotation, cellular component: nucleus. The transcript has 19 exons. The coding region runs from base 136 to 2481 and encodes 781 amino acids. The record is from RefSeq and is a predicted model, not a curated record.